CCGGGGCGGCCAUCUUCAGUGCGGGCGUCUUACCGUCAGAGAGCGCAGCGCGGGACGGGCUCUCCCCCCACGUCCCCCGGUGUCCUGCCCUUACGCGGGAUGGCGGCGCUUGCUUCAGCGGCUGGAGGAGGGCGGCACUGGCGCCUGCGCGCUGAGGCGGGGUGGCCCCAUUGUGCGGCGCUGAGGUAACGCCGAGGCCUUUUCUGCCAGGGAUGGAGGACGGCGCUGGGGUGGGAGCGGCGGCCGCGCCCCCGGGGGCCUCCGGCGGCCUCUCGGCCUCCCAGCGCCGAGCCGAGCUGCGGCGGAGGAAGCUGCUGAUGAACUCAGAGGAGCGGAUCAACCGCAUCAUGGGUUUCCACCGGCCCGCGGCGGGCAAGGAUGAUGAAGGUCACACAGAUUCAAAGCUUCAGCAUGAACAAGAUAAAUCAAACUCCCUUCCCAUUCCUUCAGUUUCCAAGCGCAUUGUGCUUGGUGAUUCUGUCUGUAACGUGGCAGGCACUGCUGACCACACAGGCAGCCUGGUAGACCUCAAAGGGGAUAAGGACUUGUUUGGUAAAACUCCAGAGCUUGUCACUGAGGGUACAAGUGAGCUCCGUCACCGUAACAGAGGGGAACUGUCAUCUGAAGCUGCACCACGGCCAUCUAGACAUGGAUUAGAACAGUAUUUAUCCAGAUUUGAUGAAGCUCUGAAGUUGAGAAACCAGCUGAUGAAUGAGAAGCCAAGCCAAGAGAAUGGGAAUGCAGUGGAGGAGUUUGACUCUUUCCGCAUUUUUAGAUUGGUGGGAUGUGCUCUGCUUGCCAUUGCAGUGAGGGCUUUUGUGUGCAAGUACUUGUCAAUAUUUGCACCAUUUCUUACUCUACAACUUGCUUACAUGGGACUAUCCAAGUACUUCCCAAAGUGUGAGAAGAAGGUGAAAACAACAGUAUUAACUGCUGCUCUUUUACUGUCUGGAAUCCCUGCAGAAGUAAUCAGUCGCUCCAUGGACACCUACAGCAAAAUGGGAGAUGUUUUCACAGACCUUUGUGUCUAUUUCUUUACUUUUAUCUUUUGCCAUGAACUUAUUCUGUUUUUUGGUUCUGAAGUGCCAUGAUGGGGGUGGAACUCAACACAGUAGUUACCCUAAAGCUUUCUGGACUCUAUUCCUUUUAAAGUCUGACUGUGCAGACAGGUUCAAACCUUCAUUAAAAUUCUCACCUGUUCGAAUGCUUGAAAGGAGCCUUAAAUGCAGUCAUUUUGGGAAAGGAAGAGCAGAGUCCCAGACUGCCCAUUAUAUUGGUUCACCUUAUUUAAAUACUGUGUCUGCCUAUUACAAAUGUGAAGAAUAGAGUGCAAGUGUCAGUGGAUGAUUUACUUGGUUUAGUUUGGUGAUGCCCUCAGCCUCCUUCAUAAACAUUUGAACAAAGAAAAUUCUUUUCAGCAGAACCAUAUAUCUAUAUCUACAGUAUGACUAUAGCUAAUAAGAACUGCUCAUUUUGUGGUGUUUCCAUUUUUUUUUAAAGAAAACUCUAAAUAAAAGAAAUCCCUUUAUUCUGUGGUUCAAAUUGAGAAUGUUGAACCAAGUAGCUGCUUCUGGAGAAUGUUGAUGAAACAUGCCACAUUGUUGUCCUGGUCUUUGCCUUGCUAUACCUUAUUGUGAUUGUGAUUAAUUUCAUUUGAUAAUUAUAGUGCAAAACAGCUAAGCAAAACCAACAACAAAAAAGUCCUGUUGCUUACAAAUAUCACUGAGAAAAAGUAGGAAGAAAGAAAAUUGUUAAUCUCCCCUCUUUAUGAGUGUCCAGCAGCCUUAUCCUUGGUGUAGCUCACUCAUAUGCUUCCAUUCUGAUGUCCUUUUGUUACAUUAAAAGUUCAUCUAAUGAGGGGAAAGUUGUAGUUAUUGGCUACCAAUCUGCAGUGUAUCAAAUGGUUACUCUAGUAAACAUAAAACUUAGAAGGAGUUUUUUUUUCAAGCUCCUUGCAGGAUUGCAUAAGACAAGUUUUUACAUGACAUUAAUUUCUGCAGUUUACCUCUGUUUAUUACCAGAGAUUUGCAUGUAAACAGGGUCUUCAUGUCAGAGGAGUUUGGCUUUUGCUGUGCAGAACUAAAGCCUCGCAGUGUACAGGCUUUGAUUCAGCGGAGCUCUUUGUGAGAUUUUUUUGGUGCGUUUCUGCAAUGACCCCAGUGAUACCAAAGCAGCCCUUCCUAUUUAAAUCUAGUGCACUACAAGGGACAGUGAAAUGAAGAAAAGUGCUUUGAGUUGACUGCUACAUGAAGCUCUAGGUUUGAAGAGUGAGUAGCAUUUGUGGUUUGUUGUAUGGCUGGACAUGCACACUGGUGAGAAGAUGCCAGAUGGACAGUGAGCUGGUGAAUGCUCUUUUCCCAAUCAUGAAUUUUGCACAGUGAGGGGAGGGGUCUUACCAAAUAGUCAAAGUAAAUACUGGUUAUGUGUAAAGAUUUCUAUUGAAGCUAAAUUUGGUAAUUUUUUCAACUUGUUUUCUGUUUAGAAUCUAGACUUUCAAGUAAUCUAGGCCACUGCAUUUUUUUAGCCUACAGAAACAUUUAUGUUGGUAUCUGCAGACUUUUUUUAGUGAGCAGAAGCGUUUGAUAACAGCUGUUUAAUCAGAAAGCAGGGCCAUUUAUCGCAUUCUUUUCUGUUAAAGCUUCCUGCUGUAAUGUUAGCACUGCACUUCUGACUCCUCGAUUAGGUCCAUGUUUGUUUGUGGCAUGAAAACAAAGAAGCUUGCUUCGAUCAUUUUCAGGGUUUUUUUUUACUGAUUAUUUUACAGGGAAUUACGUUACAGGCAUCUAGGGCUGGGCUGCAAAAGAUUCCGACUCAUCUCUAUUAGCACAAAGGUCGAUUCAGAAGCUUUACAUUUGUUUGUGUUAGCCAGGAAUUUCAGCAAAUUGAAAUAGCUAUCAUUUAAAUUAAAGUUCAGAUAUGUAAAUAAUGAGUUUACUAAAAAGUGACUCUUGUUCUGACUAUAUGCCCAAAUGUAAUACAAAUAAAUUGCGAAAAUUCGGUGUACUAACAUCUGCAAAAAGCAAUGAAUUUUUAAUCUUCAGCGUAAGAAUUUUAAUCCUAGUGAGUUUAAAUACUGACAAAAGGGCUGACCCACCUCCUGUAUGUUCAUUUGACCUUUGCACCAUCAUUAUAUGCAACGAAAGGUGAAACAGGUUUAUCUCUCAAACAGUGAAAUAAAUCUUGCUGCGAGAGCUGAUCAGGAACUUUUGAGCCCCUAACCAUUUGCUUUUGCCGAUGACUCCAGCGUGGGAAGCCUUUGUGCCCUUGCGUGAGGGGCGUGGCACCAGGAGGGGCUUGCACUAAAUGAUGCUUCUUCAGCUUUGGUCCAGAAAUGAAUCCCUUUUAUUCCAUUUUUAAUUUAUCUCUAUUCAUGUACAUAAUUCUAUUUAAUGUUUAUUACCACUCCGAUUGUUUUCUAUUAAAAGUAUAUUUGU
Colius striatus (speckled mousebird) is the source of this 3434-nucleotide messenger RNA. It is a transcript of the gene CAMLG, whose product is annotated as calcium modulating ligand. The record is from RefSeq and is a predicted model, not a curated record. Bases 213 to 1091 code for a protein of 292 amino acids. Gene Ontology annotation, biological process: tail-anchored membrane protein insertion into ER membrane. The transcript has 4 exons. Lineage: Eukaryota; Metazoa; Chordata; Aves; Coliiformes; Coliidae. Gene Ontology annotation, cellular component: GET complex.